Cydia splendana is the source of this 750-nucleotide messenger RNA. RefSeq names its product MIP18 family protein galla-1 (gene galla-1). NCBI's taxonomy places the organism in Eukaryota, Metazoa, Arthropoda, Insecta, Lepidoptera, Tortricidae. The transcript is spliced from 3 exons. Bases 93 to 599 code for a protein of 168 amino acids. The record is from RefSeq and is a predicted model, not a curated record.
UAUGGAUAGCUGCACUUUGCGCCUGACAACACAAACAUGUCCGACUUGUGCAUAAUACAGAAGGUAUAAAUUAAAUACAAAACACGAACGAUAUGAUAUCGUUUUUUUCCAAACUCUCUUUAAAUAACACACAGAAACCACCAUUGGAGCUUGCUAAGCCAGCUUAUAUGGACAAAAGUGCAAGUUUACAAGAGCUCGGAUACAAUGACGAGAAUGACUUGAGAGAGACAAUUUAUGACUUUUUGCGGACCAUACGAGACCCCGAGAAGCCAAAUACGCUCGAAGACUUGAAGGUUGUUUACGAAGAAGGGAUUUUUGUGAAGGACCCAACGGACGACAAAGUGCCUGUUAUUCGCGUUGAAUACAAUCCGACUGUGCCUCACUGUUCUUUGGCGACCCUCAUAGGACUGUGUAUAAGGAUUAAGAUCCAGCGGUCGCUGCACCAUCCUGUUAAGUUGGAUAUUUAUAUCAAAAAAGGCGCACAUACAACUGAAGAUGAAAUCAACAAACAAAUCAACGACAAGGAGCGUAUUGCGGCCGCAAUGGAGAAUCCUAAUUUAAGGAACCUUGUUGAGAACUGUAUCGCAGACGAAGAAUAGAAGUUUACUAGAAAAACUUUAGAGUAGUUACCAUGGCACCGGACGCAGCAUUUUCAAACCUCAGUGACAAGAACGAAUUUACUAAGUUCACUAGAUUCCUCGCCUAUAAAGGCGUUCAGGUCAUAGUAGAAUCUAGGAAAGGGGUAAAAAU